This is a messenger RNA of Sesamum indicum (sesame), 3615 nucleotides long. RefSeq names its product inactive protein kinase SELMODRAFT_444075. Gene Ontology annotation, molecular function: ATP binding; protein kinase activity. Lineage: Eukaryota; Viridiplantae; Streptophyta; Magnoliopsida; Lamiales; Pedaliaceae. The record is from RefSeq and is a predicted model, not a curated record. Gene Ontology annotation, biological process: protein phosphorylation.
UCAGCAAGAGCCCAGAACCCCCAUUUGCUGAUAACAAAAAAUUGUGUAUAUCGUCCCAUUUGUGUUGCAUUUUUCCAUAUCAACGUUAAGUUGUCACUGUUACAAAAGUAAGUGCAUCAUUGCUCUUACUUCCACACACUAAACAAAUUGUUCUAUUCUUUUUCAAGAAUCAUCAUACCAUAAAAAAGAAUGGACACUAUUAAAGAGCUUUUCUGGCCGAAGAUUGUGGAGUUAUGUUUAAUAGCUCAGAAACUCAACUCUAGUGUCAUUUCAAUGAUGUUUUUCUUGAUGGGUUCUUGCGUUUGUGGCUUUGGAUGGAUAUGAGUAUUUGUUUAAUGUGAAAAGCCAAAAGCAAAAGCAUUAUUUUAGUCUGUGAGCGCCAAAAAGGAAAAAUCUUGAAGUUUUCUUUGGAAGGAAUCUGAGUUCCACGUUUCCCAGCAUUCCAAUUAUUGGUAUUAAGGGAAAAGAGAAAGAAGACAGUGGGCUGAUUUUGGAUCUGAAAAACAGCUCAUUUUUCACCUGAUGCCUUUUCAUUUGUUUUCAAAAAAAAAUUUAACCUCAUUUUCGACUUCUCUGAUCUGAAAGCAGACUAUUACUGUUUGCUUUCCUGUUUAUGGAGGUGGUGGGGAUGAAAGGAAAGGGAAGCAUUUGUCUGUCGUUUGCCUUGUACAAAAGUUCAUGUGCCAAACAGAGAACUCUUUUGCUUGAAAAGAACUCUCUCUGCAGAUCCAUUUCAAAUGGUUGUCAUUGUACUGUAUCUGGGAAAACCUGACUGCCUACUCAUCUCUAGUUAACUCUGCAGUUUUUGGUUUCAGUGCUUUAACUGGUAAAGAACAGAAAGCAAUAUAAGGGAAAAAUCAAUUUUCCUCUUUGGAAAAUUUGGUUCUUGGUCCAAGGGGUCCUGUCACUCUGGGGAGCCAUUCUGGUGCAGUUGCAUUUUCAUUGAGAAACAGUGAGCAUUUUGGCUGUAUAUGCAUGACAUGAGGUUCAUGACAACUUUAGCUGUGGGGUAGAGGGCAUAAUAAUGCACCUAAUAUGUUCUUGCUCUUUCAUGAGGAGACAUUCAUAUACUGCUUGAACUGUGGUGUCCCUUAAAAGAAUAGUGUUAUUCAUUUGAAACUUUUGGGAAGGGAUAAUUUUCUUUUGGCCUAAUGAGUAGAGAGUUGAAGAAAGGCGGGAAACAAGAAAAGUGUUCUGAUGAGGCUGAGAAGGUUGUGGUGGCUGUUAAGGCAUCAAAGGAGAUUCCUAAGACUGCUCUUGUCUGGGCACUUAGUCAUGUUGUUCAGCCUGGGGAUUGCAUUACUCUUCUUGUGGUUGUCUCUUCACAUAGCUCUGGUAGAAAAUUUUGGGGGUUCCCAAAAUUUGCUGGAGAUUGUGCUAGUGCCCACAGGAGGUCACAGUCUGGUACGAGCGCGGAACAAAAAUCUGACAUAACAGAUUAUUGCUCUCAGAUGAUUCUUCAGCUUCAUGAGGUUUAUGAUCCUAACAAAAUCAAUGUAAAGAUAAAGAUUGUGUCCGGGAAUCCUUGUGGAGCAGUGGCUGCGGAGGCGAAGAGAAAUCAAGCAAAUUGGGUUGUUUUGGAUAAACAGCUUAAAAACGAGGAAAAGCGCUGUAUGACGGAGCUGCAAUGCAACAUUGUUGUUAUGAAGCGCUCCCAUCCCAAGGUUCUCCGACUGAAUUUAGUUGGAUCAGGUAUAAAGGAACCAGAAGCGAUAAACUCUGAUAACGAUCAAUCAUCUAAAAAACAAGAAAGCAAAAACAAUUCUUCGAGUUCAACUCGUGGUCCACUUGUUACCCCCUCAAGUAGCCCGGAGACAUUCACGGCCACUGAAGCUGGAACUUCAUCAGUUUCAAGCUCUGAUCCUGGAACUUCACCAUUCUUCAUUACGGAAACAAAAGAUGUCCUUAAGAAAGAGGAACAAUUAGCUACAAAACAAGAUCGGGAUCUUGAUGAAUCUAGUUCAGAUUCCGACAUGGAAAAUCUGUCAUCCUCGUCAAGUUUGAGGUUCCAACCUUGGAUAGCGCAAGUUGUAGCACAUCGACAAUCUUCCGAACAUCUUGGGGAGAGAUCUGGAGUGUCUAGUACUCAGUCUCAAAAUUCUGCAACCAAGGCCAUGCUAGAAAAGCUCUCUAGACUUGAUGAAGAACCUGGAUUCAGAUCCCCGAGCUAUAGGUGUAAUCUGGAUAUCAGUGGCAGUUUGAGAGAAGCGAUUUCCCUGUCGAGAACCACACUGCCUGGGCCCCCACCCUUGUGUUCUAUAUGUCAACAUAAAGCUCCCGUUUUUGGAAAGCCUCCAAGGUGGUUUUCAUAUGCUGAGCUUGAGCUUGCUACAGGCGGUUUUUCACAAGCCAACUUUUUAGCUGAAGGCGGGUUUGGAUCUGUCCACCGAGGAGUCCUUCCAGAUGGCCAGGCAAUCGCAGUCAAGCAACACAAAUUAGCAAGUUCUCAAGGCGAUCAAGAAUUCUGCUCGGAAGUCGAAGUGUUAAGCUGUGCUCAGCACCGGAAUGUUGUUAUGUUGAUUGGUUUCUGUGUUGAAGAUGGUAGAAGACUUUUGGUUUACGAGUAUAUCUGCAAUGGAUCUCUUGAUUCUUAUCUAUAUGGACGCCACCAGGACACGCUAGCAUGGACCGCACGGCAAAAGAUCGCGGUUGGAGCAGCACGAGGAUUGCGAUAUCUUCAUGAAGAAUGUAGAGUUGGUUGCAUUGUGCAUCGAGACAUGCGGCCCAACAACAUUCUCAUUACCCAUGAUUUUGAACCUUUGGUGGGAGACUUUGGUCUAGCUCGGUGGCAACCCAAUGGAGAGACUGGAGUUGAGACCAGAGUAAUUGGGACAUUUGGGUACUUGGCGCCUGAGUAUGCCCAAAGUGGUCAGGUCACAGAAAAAGCCGAUGUUUACUCGUUUGGCGUGGUUCUGGUGGAGCUCGUCACUGGUCGUAAAGCAGUGGAUCUCAACAGGCCUAAGGGCCAGCAGUGCCUUACAGAAUGGGCACGGCCAUUAUUGGAAGCGCAUGCCAUUGAUGAACUCGUUGAUCCACGUCUGCGAAGCAACUACUCAGAGCACGAGGUUUACUGUAUGCUGCAAGCUGCAUCAUUGUGCAUUCGUCGGGAUCCUCAGGCAAGACCUCGCAUGUCUCAGGUUCUUCGGAUACUUGAGGGCGACAUGAUGGAUUCAAGCCAAACACUGAUGCCCGGGAUCGAUGUUGGCAGCCGGAGCGGGAGAAUUUGGUUCGAUCAUCAACCACAACAUGAAAACGAGUCACCCAGACGAUUCAGCUCAAAGGAUUCUCUCAACUGGAGACCAAAUUACAGGAAGAAAGAGGGGAGGACUUCAUAUGAAUACAACCUUUGAGUUGCAACUAUGACAGUUUGAGUUUUCUCCAUAACAUCAUCAGCUUCUCAGUUUUGUUUGUGAUUUCAGUAGCGCUUUUGUUUAUGUAUAGAAAUGCUGAAUGUUGAAGUUGGAUGUAUGUGAAGAUGAAUUUGGGCCGAGUCCAAAUUAGUAGAUAGUUAGUGGGUCGUAUGGAAAGUGGCCCAAGAUUCAGUUAAAGCCCAAACUAAGUUACGCAUAUGUUUGUACAAAAUUAAUGGACAGGAACCCGAGUUCUCUUUUCCAA